Messenger RNA from Puntigrus tetrazona (Sumatra barb), 11367 nucleotides. RefSeq names its product zinc finger, ZZ-type with EF hand domain 1 (gene zzef1). Gene Ontology annotation, biological process: protein ubiquitination; regulation of synaptic plasticity. Gene Ontology annotation, molecular function: zinc ion binding; ubiquitin-like protein ligase activity; calcium ion binding. Gene Ontology annotation, cellular component: postsynapse. The record is from RefSeq and is a predicted model, not a curated record. Lineage: Eukaryota; Metazoa; Chordata; Actinopteri; Cypriniformes; Cyprinidae.
AGUCAAUGCGGUAGUGACAGCGGAGGAGCGCACUGACUGGAAAAGCACUCUGGACUAAUCAACCCUGACACUAAAACUCAGCUUGAACACUGGGCUGAAGGCGAUCGGAAGAGAGCCGGAGGCCGCAGAACACCAUGGGGAACGCGGAGGGCGGCUGUGGCGCCGGGAGCGGCGACGAUGAGGACGUAGAGACGGAGAGUCCCGUGUUCGCUGAGGGCAGCCCGGCCUCUGCGGCCACGGGCACCAGGGCCGGCAGCGGAGGCGGAGGUGGCGGCGGCGGCGGCGGAGGAAGCGGUGGCGGUGGAGGAGGAGGCGCAGCGGCAGCGGCAGGCUCCGGUCCGGGGAGAAGCGGAAGAGGCUCGGCGAACCCGCCGGCCCCGAGCUAUGGACUCCCCACUCCUGAAGCCCUGCUGGAGCAGGUGAAGCUCCGAGAGGCAGCGGCCCGUAUGAGCGACUCGUGGGUCGCCAUUUCGGAGUCGGUGCUAGCGCGCAACGAGAGCGCUCUGGUGCGCUGGCUGGAGGAGCGGCUGAGCCGCGGAGAGGAGUCCGUCACUCUGGAGCAGUUCUGCGAGAUGCUGGAGAGCAGAGACGCGCCCAGAGACGAGUGCGAGGAGGCCUUUGGGCAGUUUGAUGCUGAGGGUGAUGGGAUCGUCGAUGUGGAGAACAUGCUCAUGGCACUGAAAAACUCCAAUGGAGCCAACCUGCAGGGAGAACUCAGUCAUGUGAUCAGGCAGCUUCAGGCGUGCUCUUUGACACCAGGGUUUGUGGACAUCUUCUCCAAGUCCAGGGACCGUCUCAAAGCACAUGCUUCCAAAAUCCUGAAAUUCUUGCACCGAAAUCGCAUCCCCAGCAGUGCUAUUCCAUUCCCGGUGCUGGAAGGCUAUAACAGCAUCUGCACCAUGAGGUCAUCUGUAGUGCAGGACUUCUUGGAUUACCUGCUACAGAAGGAAAAAGAUCUAGACAUCCAGUACAGAGCUGAGCUCAAUCAUGACCCAGAUGUGGAUAAAGUUAAGGUGGUCACCCAGUGCUACAGCUUCAUCGAGGCUUCGUCCAAUAUUGCAGAUAUCAACAAGCUGACCAACGGUGAGACCGUGUCUUUCUGGCAGUCGGACGGCAGCGCUCGCUCACACUGGAUAAGGUUAAAGCUGAAGCCAGACAUAGUUUUGAGACGCCUGGCUAUCGCGGUAGCAUCUAAUGACCACAGCUACAUGCCUCAGCUGGUGUCUAUAGCUGUUGGAAAGAACCGGCGCUCCCUGCAGGAGAUCAGAGAUGUGAGGAUCCCCAGUAAUGUCACGGGUUACGUACCGCUACUGGAUAACGCCAACAUCAGCCAUCCUUAUAUUCAGAUAAACAUUAAGCGCUGCCUUAGUGAUGGCUGUGACACACGUAUUCAUGGUCUGAAGACAAUGGGCUACCAGAUUACCAAGAGUAAAGAAGUUUCAGUAUCUGACGCUUCCGCUAUAUGGUAUCUGUCGCUCCUCACGUCUCUGGUCACUGCUUCCAUGGAAACCAACCCUGUGCUUGCGCAGACCGUCCUACAGAGCACACAGAAAGCCUUACAGCACAUGCCACCCCUGUCCUUAACGCCAUCUUCAAUGGAGUUUCCCAAAUUCCUCUCUGCAAACAUUCUGGAAGAGGUGGACGGCUUUUUACUGCGCAUAGCGGAUUGCUGUGUGUCUCCUGACGCUGAGCUGACUCUGUUAGCGUUUGCUCUGGCUCGAGGCAGUGUGGCUAAAGUCCUCAUCUCUUUGUCUGGUAUCUGUGAGCAUCUGGACUCAGAGUACAGAGCUUCCUCAUUGCUGGCCUCCAUGGCAUCUGUCCGGUUAAGACUACUCUACCGCAACGGUAAACCCAUCCAGCUCCAUCUGCAAGCAUGUGAUGUGAAGAGCAAAGAGGAGAAGUCUGGCCCAGAAAACAUGCUGAUUGAGCCCAACACUGGAGAUGGUUUUUUGACAGAAAACGGAAAGAGGAAAGCCAGUGUGAUUCUAUCUACUGAAAACCAGAGCUGCUUCCAGGUCACACAGAUCAAGAUAAAAGUGCGUAAAGGAGCUAUUGGUGCUAAAUGUGGCUUGGUGUUCGCCUACAAUGACAGCGAGGCAUUUGAUGCAGAUAAACACUUCAAAAGAUUCAAAAAGUAUGACAGCUGGGACUACAAAGACUAUAAAGAAUUUGUCCAAGACAGCACAAGGAUACCGGAGGCCGGUGAGGACGAGCCCAUUGGCUGGUUUGAAGUGGAAGAGGACUGGAAUGACGUGGAGAUCAAGCUGCAACAAUGCAGAGUGUCAAAAUUUCUGAUGGUGAAGUUCCUGUGCGCUAGGCAGGACACAGCAGAGCGGUUGGGCGUUCAGCAGAUGAAUUUCAGUGGUUAUUUGUGUCCAGACUCCGAGCGGCUGGAGGAUGUGGAGGAUCUGAGUGCACAGGCCGAAGGAAGCAUUUCAGGCCUGGUUACGGGUCUCGCACUCAUGAAGAAAACCCUUUAUUUCAUCCAGCAGCUCACCAGAGAUAUGGAUGUGUCUCUGUCCAAGCAGAAGUCCCUACUGGACUUCAGUGACCUCAACCUGCUGCUUUUCUGGAACUUCUACCGCAAACUCAGAUCUAUAGAGGGAGAAGAGGCCAUAAAGACAAGAGUUCUCCUGCUUCAGCUGCUCCAGAACUGCUUCCCAAUGCUGCCCAGCCUGACAGAGUCCCAGUCUUCAGACAUCACGGCUUCGGCUUCGGCUCUGGCUUCGGCAUCGGCCGGCCCGGCCCGGCCGGCAUCGGCAUCAGCUUCAGCAUCACCCUCAGCCAGUACAGAUGUGGAUCCUGCAGAAGCUGUUGGAGAGCUCUACAGUCACUUGUGUCAAGUGGUGGAUGGCCCUGAAGGACAGACUGCAGCGGAGAAAGCUCUGAGAAAAGAAGCUGUGAAGGCCAUCCUCAGCGGAGCUGCCAUUUUCUUCCCUGACAAACAGAGCCGGAGGGACAAACUCUUCCACAUGAUGAAAAACAUAACUGAAGAAAAUCAGCCAGAGUCUGUUAAACUAACAUUUGAGUCUCUCUGCAGUUACUUCAGUGAUCAGGACCCGAAAGGUCUCCUCUUGCUGCCCCCUAAAGGAGCCCCAUCCGACUUUGACAUCUCACCUGUCCUGACCGUCAUGGACACGCUGCUCAUUGUGGCCACUAGAGAGUGCGAGGUGUUGAUGUUGGAUUCCAGAGGAGGGUCCAUAUGGAGGGUCCUGCUGUCUCUGUUCUGGGCUUUACAGGGCAGCCUGCUUUCCUGGUGCUUCCUGCAGCUCAAAGGAGGAACGGCCACCUCUGCUGAUCUGGCCAAGCAAAUCCUGCUGAAAUAUGUGGAACAGUUCCUGUCAGGUACCAGAGACAUACUGAGUCCUCUUAUUAAGUGCUUCUCCGGAGCUGACAUUAUAGAGAAACUCAGUGAAUCCAUUCUUGCCAUGGCAACAAGACAGCUGACGAUCUUCCUGCUGGAGCUGUGCGCUCUGGAUAUUCCUCACUGUGUGCUGCUCAAGAAAUUCUAUCCCCUGGCAGACCUGCUCAAGAAGCUGUCCAGUGACACAGAGGACAUCUUCUCUAAAGUUGAUAUGGAGGGCUGUCAGCAGACUCAGCAGCCUGUUGUAUUAAGGACGUGGCAUAUGGAGUCACCUCAUAACUAUGACAACAGCAGACACGAGACCACCGUCUUUGUAUGUCCUGGUGCCACAUCUUUCGAGGUGGAGUUUGAUGAACGUUGUGAAACAGAGAAAAGGUAUGACUAUCUGGAAUUCACUGAUGCUAGGGGAGGAAAAGUGAGAUAUGAUAUGAAGGUCGGCACGGAGAAAUGGCCAAAGAAAGUGACGUUUAAAGCAGGUCCCCAGCUGCAGUUUCUGUUCCACUCAGACAGCAGUAAUAAUGAAUGGGGUUACAAGUUCACAGUGACAGCAUAUGGCCUGCCAGACGUCACCGUGUCCUGGACCUCAGACUUGCAGCUCCUCGUGUCCAGGCUAAUGGGCCGCCUGGCCUCCCGCACCAUGGCUUUGAAAUCACCUUACGAGAUCCGUGGUGUUAAAGAGUUGCCUGCAGGCUUGAUGAACCAUGUCCUGUCCUGUCCUCUGUGGAAGCCUAUGUUCAGACAUGGUUUGAGUGGACUUCCUGGGGAAAAGUUAGCCCUGGCCAGUCCGGACACAGACCAGGAAGAGACAGCUCCUUCGGGAGAUGACUUGGUGGUAUUUCUUAAGGACUUUGCCUGCUGGGAUCCUUCGCAGGAUGCUUCUGAUGGCAGGGCGGAGUUAAUGAGGGCCCUUUUGAUGACCUGCAAGAAGCAGCCAAUCAGGAAUGAGAUUGCUGCGGGCUCAAAAGUGGACCAGGCUGUGAACGCCACCUGGGCGGCCAUGGUGUAUCACACACCAGCACUUUAUCAAAGUCUUAGGAGCUUUGUUGCUAAAAAUGGCCAGAGCGGUCUUAGCGAGGACCUUCUGCAGGUCUACGCCCUUGCCGAUGGCAUCAGAACAUGGAUGUUGGAAAUGAAGCAGCGCUACCUUAUGGGUAAAAUGAAUGGAGUAGAGGAAAAAGAAGACGGACAGAAUGAGGUUACAAUGGAGUCACUUGCUGAAAUUUGCAUCAGCAGAAGUUCGUUCCUCUUCAGAUUCAGCCCAAGCGGAGGAACCUCUGGCCUUCUGGAACAAGAGCCUUCCAGACCAGAAGAUGGCGCUUGUGUUGCUCCUCUUCUCCGAUCUGUUUCCACCUCAGAGGGAGACUUCCAGCCCAGCCCUUCUGUUCCCUCCAUCUCCCAGACUCCGGAGGGAGCAGAAGCAGCGACGCCCCCAGGGACGUUCUCCGCACCAGUGGAUGCUGGACCUUCCAGCAGCAUCAGUUCUCAAGGUGCCACGGGAUCCUCAGAAAGUCUUCAGUCUCAGACAGGAGAGCCUCUGUCCCCGUUAGUCUUCCCACGUAAAGCUCCUUUCAGUCGAGGCCGCUUAAGGCUUCUUUCCUUACGAUCAAUGGAGGAGCCUCGCAUGGCACCACCUGUUAAAGAGCGCUUCCCCAUCCUCAAACACAUCCUCAACUUUAUGAAGGACAUGGUCAUUAAUGAGAGCAGUGUACUUCAUACUCUGGCUCUGAAGAAGGCCCAGGCUCUGAGUGUGUGUGAGGUGCUGGACCUCAUCCAGCAGUGUAUUCUCACCCUGGGGAAACCUCACCUCUUCCAGGCACCCUGUAUUUUGUUUCUCCAGGAACUCUUGGCAUGUCAGAAAGAUUUCACCAAUUACUUUUCUCAGUUGGUGGGCAGCGGGCAGGAGAUGAGGGAGCUGGUCAGACACUCGUAUCAUCUGCUGGUUCUCAUGCUAGUAGAGGCCGUGCAGAGCUUCAAUGCACUGAACGAGAAGGCCCUGCUGCCAGCCCUGUCAUGUGUACAAACAUGUCUCCUGCAUUUGCUGGAUAUGAGCUGGGAAGCAGAAGAUUUGUCGCUGUUUUUGGACAUCAAACUGCCUGAUCUUCUGCUCACCAUGUCUCAAGAAAACAUCAGUGUGCAUGAUAUAGCUAUCAGCCAAUGGACGGAGGAGGAUGAGAUCGCUGACUACGAGAGGAACUCUGAAUGGAUGGAUGAGUGUUUGGAUGGCAUGUUUGAGAAAUGGUUUGACAAGAUCAGCCAGGCCUCAGUGGAGGACAAGAGAAAGAUGCACAUGUUCAUUGCACGCUACUGCGACCUGCUAAACGUGGAGAUUUCAUGUGACGGCUGUGAACGGAUCGCACCGUGGCAUCGCUACCGUUGCCUGCAGUGUACAGAUAUGGACUUGUGCAAGACCUGCUUCCUCAGUGGUGCUAAACCAGAAGGCCAUGAGGAUGACCAUGAAAUGGUGAACAUGGAGUAUGCCUGCGACCACUGCCAAGGCCUUAUCGUGGGCAGCAGGAUUAACUGUAAUGUCUGUGAGGACUUCGAUCUGUGCUUUGGUUGUUACAAUGCCAAAAAAUACCCAGACAGCCAUCUGCCCACCCACCGUAUCACAGUGUACCCUAUGGUCACCAUUCGCAUCAGUGACCGCCACAGACUCAUUCAGCCCUAUAUACAUAACUACUCCUGGCUUCUUUUUGCUGCACUCGCCCUGUUCACAUCCGAGCUGAUCAGCGAGAGAGCGCAGGAUGGAGAGCCUUUGAAUGAUGUCACUCUCGGUUAUGCUAGGACACUGCAAACCCACUGCUCUGACAUCAUCAAUGAUUGCCUGCUAAAGGGACAGACUGGGAAAGGUUUGCGAGCCUCUGCCCUGCUGUCAUUGCUUUCUUCAAACGAAUCAGCCACAGAGAGUGAACUGUGUCCUGCGACCGCUGGUUCUUUUCAAGACAUCAGCAGCACAGACACCUCCUCACUUCCCAGCAGCACCACAGCUAUCUGCUCCCCACCGCUACCUACAGACAGAAAACCACAAAAGCAGGAGCCAGAUACAGAAGGGGACGAGAAGAGGAGGAGGAAGCUUGUCUCUCAGGAUACGUCAGACUCAUCCAGUGCAAGUCAGACUCCCUCCGUGUCUAGUGAAGACACACUGUCCCCUGGAGUCAGAGUUUCAGAGUCAAGUGGAGACACUAUUACAUCUCCUACCUCAGAGAACAUGGAUGCAUAUAAGGACCAGGAGGAAAAGACAGCCCGAGGUCCGCUACAGGAACAUGUGUUUGCCGAAUGCUCCAGAGAGAGAAUUCUGGGAUUGUUGGCUGCCAUGUUGCCUGCAACCAAACAGGGCAGCUCGAUAUCUUUGUCCAGCCUGAGUCCCAUCCUGCCACUGUUGUUCAGAGUGGUGAUCUCGAACGCCGGCUGUCUGAAUGAAACAUACCACCUGACACUAGGCCUUCUGGGACAGCUUCUGUUAAGGAUCUCUCCUGCGGAGGCUGAUGCAGCGGUGGCAGAGGCACUGACAGACAAAUUUGAGUUACUUACCCUCGGAGAUGGAGCAGCACUUGAUGUUCCUGGCUGGAAGACUACUCAAUUGCUCUUCAGUCUGGGAGCAGUGUGCCUGGACAGUGAAAAGUUCAGUGUUCAUCACCUGUGCUUGCAUUACAACAGUCGUAUCGGUCUGGAUUGGGCGUGCUCUGUGGCAGACAUCUUGCGAAACCUGAAUAUUUCUUCUCAGUGGUCUGCCGUUGUGGCAGCGUUCACUGAUCACUGCAUCCAACAGUUACCACAGCAGCUCAAGAGAACCAACCUCUUUACUUUGCUGGUACUCGUGGGAUUCCCUGAGGUGCUGUGUAUGGGAACUCAGGCUGUCUUCAUCGAUAAUGCCAACGAACAACACAACGUGAUUCUGCUCAAGCACUUCACUGAGAAGAACAGAGCUGCUGUGGUGGACGUCAAGACUCGUAAGAGGAGAACAGUGAAAGACUACCAGUUAGUCCAGGCACAUGAGAGCAGCAGCAGGAAUGAUGCAGAGUCUCAUGAAGGGCAAGCUGUGUCCCCGACCUCUGCUCACCUGAGCCGCUACCUGAAGAACUUCACCUCUAUUGUGAGUCACUUACUGCAGGUCGGGGUGGAGAGCAGCGCCCAAGACGCCGUGGAGGCCACCUGGGUGCUCUCUCUUGCUCUGAAAGGACUCUACAACACUCUCAAGAAGCAUGGGGUGGAUCAAGCUCAAGAGGCCAUCCAGGGCUCUGGCCUGAUGCAGCUUCUGGUCCGUAAGUGCAGCAAGGGCACGGGCUUCAGCAAGAUGUGGCUUUUGCGAGACCUAGAGAUCCUCUCCAUCAUGCUUUAUUCCUCCAAGCGAGAGAUCCACUCCAUGGCAGAGGACGCGGACACCGAGACAGACGGAGAGAAGGAGAGAGAGAAAGAGCACGACUCUGAUCACUCCAGCUGCUGCGCUGAUGAUGCCGAUCCAAACAGACCGGAUCCACUGGAAGGACUGGACGAAGAGACAAAGAUCUGUUUCCAGAUUACCCAUGAUGCUCUUAACGCCCCGCUGCAUAUCUUGAGAGCCAUGUAUGAGCUCCAGAUGAAGAGAACAGACUCUUUCUUCCUUGAGGUGCAGAAGAGGUUUGAUGGUGAUGCUAUAAAAACAGAUGAGACUAUUCGUACAUUGGCACAGAAGUGGCAACCAUCUAAAAGACCACGUUCUGAAGAAAGAAGUACCAAGGCUGUAGAUACUGAUAUUAUCAUUGUGCCCUGUGUGUCUAAACCCACCCGGUGUGAUCGAGCCACAGAAGAAACGAACGUGGUCACGCAGAAGCUCAUCACCAACACGGAGAGCGACCUGCAGCUGAGUUAUGCCAAACAGCGGCGCACCAAAAGCUCAGCUCUGCUACAUAAAGAGCUGGAUGCUCGCAGUAACAAAGCAGUGCGACAGUACCUUUUCAAAGUGAAUGAAGCCAUUGCUAUUCUGUACGCACGUCACGUGUUGGCGACGCUGCUGGCCGACUGGCCCUCUGACACUCCCAUCAGAGAGGAAGACCUGGAGCUGAGCGGGGCUUCUCACAUGGCCUACAUACUGGACAUGCUCAUGCAACUAGAGGAGAGGCCCAUGUGGGAGAAGAUCUUGCAGAAGGUUCUGAGGGGCUGCAGCCAGAGCAUGCUGGGUAAUCUGUCGCUGACAGCGUGUCAGUUUAUGGAGGAGCCAGGGAUGGCCGUGCAAGUCCGUGAAUCCAAGCACCCCUACGACAACAACACAAACUUUGAGGAUAAGGUGCACAUCCCUGGAGCCAUCUUCUUGUCGGUGAAGUUCGACUCUCGCUGUCACACAGAGGAAGGAUGUGACGAGCUCCUUAUGGCCAGCAGCAGUGACUUCCUGCAGGACCUGCACACUUUCAGUGGUUCUCACCAGAAAUGGACCGACUUUGAGAUUCCAGGGGACACUCUCUACUACAGGUUUGUGUCGGAUAUGAGUAACACAGAAUGGGGCUACAAGUUCACUGUGACUGGUGGCCAUCGAGGGCGCUUCCAGACCGGUUUUGAGAUCCUGAAGCAGAUGCUGGCAGAUGAGCAGGCGCUGACUCACCUCCCGCUGGCUGACAUCUGGGAGUGGCAGGUGGGCGUGGCCUGUCGGCAAACAGGAAACCAGCGCCUGAAAGCCAUUCACCUGCUGCUGCGGCUCCUGCAGUGUCCGUCUCAGUGGGGUUGUGACCUUACACUUCUGCGGCCGCUGUGGCAGCUCUUUACUACUAUGGAGAGUGGUUUGAUUCAGGACCCCACCAGCAUCACCGUCCUUCUUCCUCUCCAUCGCGCUCUCACUGAGCUCUUCUUCAUUGCUGAAGCCAAGGCCAUGGAGCAAGACGUUCUGCAGGAGUACCUUCUCGCUCUCACUACCAAUGAACAGCUAGUAGUGCGCACUGCACAGGCGCUGAAGAACAUCGCAGCCAUCAGCCUGGCCAUUAAUUACCCAAAUAAAUCCACUAAGCUGCUCAACCUGUCCCCGUGAAAGAGGGAUGAAAGAGAGAUCGAGAUGAGAGAAGAGAAGCUUGCCAGAGGCUCACGGGAACGGCCGUCUGCGGCAGGAGCGGGCCACAUAUCGUCUUCCAGAAAAUCCCACCCCGCGCUGUUUAAUCAAAACGGGGGGCACGACAAUCUCGUGUCUCUUAAUAAUCGCCAUUUCUCAUCCGGUUUAACAAAGCAAGAUUAGCAGGCCGUGCCAAAUUUGUCUUCUCGCCCAUAAGCACACGUUUCUUUUUCAAUUCCUUUUUUUUUCGGAAAAAGCCAGAGUGGCAAGACAAUCGAUCAAAGUAAAAGCAGGUCACUUUUCCCUGCCUCGCGCACCCUCCCUGGACACGAUGACUAAAAAUACGCAGCCGCCGGCGCGGUCUCAUCCUUCAAAGUGGCCCGAGACUACGCAUGCGACGAAUUUAUCGAUAUCUCUCAGAAACCGUGGGGGCCUUCUCUCCGUUCUGGCUGAUGAGCUGAUGUAGGUUCAGCACUAGCAGCUGGCAGUUACACUCAAAAACCGCGCUUCUUGACGAAUGUCAGUCGACGCUUGUGAGGAAGUUAAGAAAAAAAAACGAGUUCGACAUCCAGAAGGCGCCGUUUGCCUUACGAGUGCAGCUCGAAACGAGCUCGCAGUUGAUUGUGGGUCAGUUAGCAAAGCUAUAAGGCGUCCUAGAGAGGAUUGUCAUCGCUUGUGUCUUACAUUGUCAUGUCCCAGAUUCGCAAACUCACUUUUAAUGCUGCAUACCACCAGGAAAUAUAGAGCAUUGUGUACAGAAAUAUCACUCUAAGUUGUGCUGCAUGCAACACUGGACUAAACCAUGAUGUUCAUUACUGUUAGUGACAUAUCGGUUGGUGUUUAAUAGACGUAUUCUGUAACGUUAUUGCGGUUGGAGAUAUUCUGUUUGAUCGGUUGAUUGACGCUGGUUUAGUGGAUAGUCUUAAGGAGCAGAACUUGAUAAUCAUUAUGUUCAUUCAUCUAGCGAUUUAGACAUGGAUAUGGUUAUGGAAGUGGUGUUGUGUAAUAUUUAUUAUCAUAACAGGGACUUUUUUUGGGUGAAUAUGGAGUGAAGCGUUUGAUUGGCUGAUUUGUUGCCGUUUUGAAGGUCAGGUAAAGGGUGUUCUUAGUUCUAACCAAUGUUUAUCUAAAUAGUUGUUUUAUUAAUUUGUUUUUUUUUUGUUGCCCUGUAGCCAAACAUUUCAUUUUUUUUAAGGAAAUAUCGUAAUAGUAUAUUUUUUUUUCUUGGGUAUUCAGAUCCGCGAUUUUUAGUUCAGUUUGAUUUAUAUUUUAGUGGGAAAGGAAUUGAGACAGAUGGUUAUUUAUGCCAAAGAAUCAUUAUUGUUUGCAUCUAGAGCAUAGAAAUUCAUAUUUAUCUUCCAGAAGGACGCUGUAAUGUCGGCGUGGUCGGUGGUGGCGUUAUAAUAGAAAAGAAAUUUGAAGUUAUGGCUCCAGUGACGGACACAGACGCUUUAGUCCUCUAUGUUUUUGUUUACACGUGUACUAGCAUGGAGCCUCGGUUCAUUCGGGUGGAAUUCAAAAUGUCUGACAGGAAAACUUCCUGUCGCUCUAAAGCCUCAGAUAUUAACAAACGAUGUGCCUAUGUUUGAAAUGAAGCAAUCUUAAUUUAAUCUUCAUAUCAUUGUAAAGGUCCUCACUUCAACUAUAUUUUUAAAGAAAAUUCUAUAGCUUAAUUUGGAGCAUUUUCUAUCUAUUUUAUUUUUAUGAAUGUCUUUUUUGUUCCUGAGCUCACGGCUUCAGUUGCUUUGAAUUUGACAUGAAUGUAUAUAGUUGUGAAUAUGGAUAAUUGCAUAAAUAAUUCAUAUUAAAUGAUUUUUCAUGUCAGCCCCCCCACGUUAAAGUGUCAGAAUAAUGUACUAUACUGUUGUAAGUUUACACUUGAUCCUUUUGAAUUGAUUUGCUAUGCCACACACACAAAAUAAGAAACAACAAACUGCUUUGGGUUGAUUGCUCUUUUGUUUUUAAUUAAAAAACAAGAUAUGCAAAUUCA